GAUUGUCAAGCUAUUUUCUCAUCGUAAUGUUCCGUUCUGGCGCAUAGUAUGUAUGAAACGCCGUGGUUUGGCGUGUGCGUUCUAUUUUAUUUUAGACAAGACUUGACGGCUGUUUAAAAAAACUUCAUGGCUCAUUGUUCGAUUUUGUUAUACCAUUGCUUAGGUUUUUCGUAAACAACUCGAACAAAACAACGUGAAAAUUCAAUGAAGUGGGCGGAAAAUCGUUAUUGUAUUCAGUGAAAAACCUAGGCAUUUCAUCAAGAUUGCCUGAGCAUUGAACUAUAUCUCUGUAACCAAUGGAGGAAAAGAUGGAGAGUGAACACAGUUACAGUGGAGACAGCAGCAGCUCUUCCGAAUCAUCUAGCGGAAGUUCAGACGGAGAUGACGAGGUUUUGGAGCCGGUCCGCAUCAUGGGACAGUCUCUAGAGCUUCCCCAAGAGUUGUGUGAGGACUACUCUGUUUUCAAGGAGUUUUUUUCAAUGAAAACAUGGGAUGCUUUGGAAGAUAAACAUAAAGAAGAACUAAGUAAAUACUUGCCCCAGUUUACAGAAAAUGAGGAAGAGGAGAAGGAGAAAACCAUAAAAAUGCUUUUUAAUCAUGAACCCUUUCAUUUCACAUCACCUCUUGGUGAUUUUUAUAACAAUUUAAGGCAGGGCAACUAUAGGCCAGAUAUAGCUAAAAUGAGAAAAUUUUUAAUGAAAGCAAGAGCUAAACAGCAGAAACACAAGAUAAAGUCUUACUAUGCUAAGUUGUUACCAGAAGUGUUGAUAAGUCGUGAACGCAUAUUAGCAGCUGCCAGAGCAGCACCACCAGGUCCCAUUCCACGUCUUCCAUUAUUACCACCAAAGCCAUCAUCAAAAAACAAUUUUAAACCAUUGUACUUGAGAGCUAAGCAGAGGUAUUUUGAGGAAUUGAAUGCUAUUAGAAGUGAGGUUGGAGGGGAUGAAUCUGAAGAUGAAAAUUACCCUGAAGGUCCACCAGAACAAUCAACAAGAAAGAGGAAACAAGCUCAAGGACAACCUACUGAUGGAAAUGUAUCUGGCACGUUAGGUGGUUCCGAUCAGUCAAACUUAACAUCCCUGGAAUGUUUAAAGAAUGUUUUAGCAGCUCAUAGAACAAGAAGACAAUAUAGAGAGAACCACCCUGAACUAAAUACAACAGGAAUUACAAUAGAUGACAUAAAGCAGAGAGUAGCCCUUGUAAAUGGUGCUAAGAAACUAAUGUUUGGUGGACCGAAAAGUGGAUCACCAUUACAGAAGUUACGGAGAGCUCCUAAGAAAGAUAGUGGUGGUAAAAAUAAGGGACAAGAAAAAGCUGCCACUAAGAAAGUGAAGGAGGAACCAUAUGAAACUGUUGAAAAUAAACCUCUGUUGCCAAAUAUAAAGAUUAAGAGUGAAAGAGAAGAGUCUGACUCAGAGAGUUCUUCAUUUGUGGAUCCCAUUACUAGUCCCAAAUCUUCCAAGAAGGUUGACCAUGUAGAAAUUAAACAGGAAGUUAUUGAUAAAUAUCCUAGCAGUAUGUCUAAUAUAAAUUAUAGUGAUACAAAAUUAGAAAGCAUAGUGAAACAAGAGCCUCCUGAUACAAUAAUGUCAAUGCAGAACUCUGCUAGAGGACCCAUACAUCAAGCUGUGCCCAUCAAAUUAGAGGAUCUUGAUGGAAUUGAUAUGAUGGCUCUUCCAGUAGAACUAGCAGAUGACUCCGGAGAAGUGAUUCAAGUGGAGACAUCAACAGAGACAGUCGAGGAGUCACUAGUGGACCCUGACGAGUCUUUGACAGAGACUACGCAUGCAAACUUCUUGUCCCUAGUACGAGCAUUGUUCCCAGCUAGAGCGGCCCAUAGAGCCUCUAAGCAACAGUUGCAUGCAAGGUGCGCUGCUGUCAUGAGGUCCCCUAUAGCUCCACUCAAUACUUGGUAUAAUUUGUCUGAUGACUGGUGUGGAGAAUUAGAUUCUGCACUAGAUUUCCUAGCAGGAGAAAGAGGACAGCAUCCAGAUGACUACGUGCCAUAUCUACAGUUUUUACCUGAAUCACAGAUGUAUCAAUGGAUCGGUGCGGGUCGUGACUGCGACGCCAUACUCGGGCGUUUGUGUGAGCGAUGGCUUCGAGCUGCCUCGCCACCUCCGCCUGCCAGAGAACCGCCACCGCCUAGGCAUCCUACAACUUGGUCAGUCCGUCCAGCAACUGAGUCCGAAUUGAUGGAUUUCCGCUCACAAGAACGAAAAAGAUUUUCUAUGGCUGCCAAACCAUUCACUUAUAUACAGUAUGGGUAUCGGUCAGUAGUAGGUCCAGUAGUGCGUGGGUCUGGCGGCGGUGGCGCGGUGCUGGUGAGUUCCCGGCCGCGACACGCCGCGCUGCCUGCACUGGUGCGGGACGCACUGGCACGACUGCCCAACGGAGAGGGAACUAGGCAUCAUGUACUCACUUUGUUAAGAAUGUCACAAUGGGUAGCACCUUGCAGUGAUCAAACACUGCUAAGCGCGGUGUCGUCAGUAUUAGAUAGACUUGUCUCAGCUAAACGCGAUCCUGUCGUCAAAUACGACCAACGAACUGCUGUAUGGACUUACCUUCAUAGGCAUAGGAGUGAAGAAGAUUGGCUGAAGAUUUCAAGUGGUAGGUCGCGCAACAGUAAAUUGAACUCCAUGUUACUGUCGCCGUUACCUUCCACGUCGAACCCUCCGCAGCCAGUGAGGCCCACUCCUAUAGCCACCUCUAAGGAACCUCAACAUACGCCACCACAUGCGCAGAUGGAGUUAGAAGUGGGUAGUAUUGAAGAAGUAGUUGAGAACGCAUCGGACAGUGAUGUGGACGUGGAUGAUAGUGGGCAGUCGUCUUCAGUCCCACACAUGUCCUCCGCUCAGCUACUAAUGCAAGCUACUCAAGCUUCGCAAGGCAAACUAGUUACAUUGCCACCCAAACCAAAAGGAAAACUUGUCGCUACACCACCCCCGAAACCAAAGGCUAACAUAAUACCGAAAGCUGCUUCAGUGAAACAACCUGCCAAGCAACAAUCUGCACUCAUGGCUCAGUCUGCAAAACAAGCGAAUUUACUCGCACAAGCUGUACGACAGAGUAAUGUAAAUCAAGCAAAACAAACCACCAUCAUUCAACCACCUAAACCACCUGUACCGCAGUCGCCGAAACAAACUAAUGUGCCGCUACAAACGCCGAAACAAGCAAAUGUUACUCAAGCUGCUAAGCAAGCUGUUAUAUCUCAAGUAAUCAAACCAACCAUUGUAAAGCAAGCCACUCCUCAGGCCAAGCCACCCACUCAGACUGCCCCGGCGACUCAAUCUCCCAAACAGGUUCAACCACAACAACCCAAGCAGAUUAUUGUCAGUCAAACAUCAACUCUCUCAGGACAACUAUCAAAAUCGUUGCCCUCAGUAGUGGCACCACCUAGUAAGUCACCUCUUAUCAAACAAAGGCCGCUACAAAAAGGGGAAGGGUCGCAAUCUCAGGUUAUAAACACUACGGCAAGUCAAUCGAAUUUACAAACUACAACUGUGGUGCAACCAACGAGUACAGCUACUGUACAGGUUCUUCAGAAUAAGGUCAAUCCAGGCACGCGGUCACUAUUAAUAAGACCGACGGCAGUUCAAACUACUGUUACCGCAGUAGCAACUACACCUGCUACUCAGGUAACACCUACAACUAGACGCGGCGUAGUCAGAGUGUUGAGUCCAGCUACUCCGGCGUCAGGGAAGUCACUCAUAUCACCGAGAGCAUUGAUGCAACAAGGUGCUACUGCAGCUAAGAAAAGACCCACAGUGCCAAAUACUGUGUCUGUCACAACUGUUGCGCAGAGUACGGGUGGGGUGACUGCAGUAGUGAGCAGCGUGCCCACCGCGGUGACGUCGUCCGUCACCACUCGCACCGUACAGCUCGCCGGCGGUCGGACAGUGCAGCUCGCCGGGCAGCCCGUGCAGCUCGCGGGCGGGCAGGCCGUGCAGCUCGCGGGCGCGCAUGGCGUGCAGGCCGUGCAGCUGGCAGGAGGCCAGGCCGUGCAGCUGGCAGGAGGCCAGGCCGUGCAGCUGGGCGCCGGCCACACGCUGCAGCUGUCGGCGCUGCAGCUGCAGCACGCGGUGCGCCUGCCGGGCGGCCAGACGGUGCAGCUGCCCAGCGGACAGACCGUGCAGCUGGCCGCGCCGCUGCGCGUGUCGGCCGCCAGCACCAAGAGCCCCACGCCGCGCCCGCACCAGGCCGCCGCAGCACUCAAGACCAUCCCCACCACGCAACCCGUCCAGAUCCCCGUGUCCACAGUGCAGUUAGCCGGACAGACUGUUCAGAUCGCCGGCCAGACUGUCCAGUUAGCCGGCCAGAGUGUGCAGUUAACUGGCCACACUGUCAAAUUACCCAGCGGACAAAGUGUUCAAGUAGCUAGUCAAAGUGUGUUGCCAUCGCAAAGUGUUCAACUACCUAGUGGCCAGACCGUCCAAAUAGCUAGUGGCAAUGUACAAACUGUUCAAUUAAGUGGAUCUAAUGUUCAAUUAUCUGGUCAGAGUGUUCAAAUGCCGAGUGGUCAAACAGUUCAAUUAGGAUCACAAACAGUGCAAUUAAGUGGGCAAACAGUGCAACUGGCGGGUCAAUCAGUUCAAUUGCCGAGUGGACAAACAUUGCAACUAUCUAGUGGACAGACUGUUCAGUUGUCUAGUGGACAAACAUUGCAGUUGGCGAGUGGGCAAACUGUGCAGCUAGCUAAUCAAACACCGAAGUCAAUCGCUCAGGUUGUGCGAAGUCAAUCUACUGGCGACAAGACCUCGAGUGGGCAGCCAAUAGUGGCUAAAUUAUUGACUAAUGCACAAGGUCAGAUGUUGUCCCUGGAGGGUGUAGGCGUGGGUGGCGGAGCGCGUACAGUGCAGGUGUCGGGCGCGGUCCGCGCGCGCGGCGCCGUGCGGGUCCUGUCCCCCGCCACUAGACUCGCCCGACCAUUGCUGCUCACCUCCGCCAAACCGCUGCAUAAUAUUAUAUUGCAGCAAAGUGAUGGCAACACUAUAAGAGUAACAUCGAGUGGUGCUGUCUCAUCGUCACAAACUUUAGUAUUAAGUAAUAUUGGUGCACAAACAGUGACAACGUCGUCGACAUCUGCGCCCGUUUUAAAACUACAACAGGUGAAUCCAAUACAACAGGUUAAACUCGCGCAGGGAAUAAAAAUUCAACAGGCUGUGACAAGUGCAGGGGCGACGACAUCUAGUGGUGUUCGCAGUGUACUAAUGGACGGGCAGCAACUGAAACUCGUGGGAGGGCGCCACGUUCUCGCCAGGAUACUAAGACCUGCUCAUCCACCUCAAUAACUUUAUACUAAUUAAUUACUAUAAUGGUAACAUUUUUUGAAUAAUUACUUUCUUAAUGGCCUAUUUCACCACUCAUAUAAGUACCCUAUGACACUGGUACAAAGUUCAUACAAAAUAUGUUCUAUAUUAAAAUUUGUCUGGCAGACAGUGGAUAUCUAGAGUAUUUGAAAUGGGCCAUAAAUAUUGAAAGGCUGAAGCAAAGUAAAGGUGAUCAAAAUUACGUUGAAAUUCCAUGGUUAGAUGUCGAUCUUGGCACCAUAAUCGUCUUGAAACACUCAUUUGAUCUGAUAACGGAUUGAUCAGUGGUGUAUUUGCUGUAAAUAGUUCUAGUUUCUAUAUUAGACACAGAUUAAAAAUUGAUUUUAAUUCGAUAGGUUCAUUUUGGGACACAUUCUAUAAUCCUUGAUUCUUAACUUUAUAUUUGUACAUAAUAUAACUCUUGCUUACGUAUAUUAUAAUACACAAUUUGAUUUUAUAAAUAUAGAAACAAAAUUUAGUUUUUUUUUAAAUUUCCUUUAAAAGGGUAUUGUACAAAAUAUAGUAUCUUAGUGUAUUCGGUUGUAAAGUUCUAAGUUGAGAAUAUUUUUCUAAAGAAAUUAAUUGAUUAUAUACAAUUCGUUAUUUAUUUUGAACUAACGAAAGUAUUCAGAGUCCUAUUAAUCAGUUUUUUAAGCUGAAGUAACGGAUGUAAGUUUUAAAAUGUUGUAAAUAGAUAAUUGUAAGGUUUUAAUGGGGAACAUUUAUUAUUUGAUUAUGUUAAUUUAUUGUUUGUAUAUAGAGGACAAUGUAUACGUCAGAAUAUUGAUUAUACGAAAAAUCUUAUUGUCUAUUACGGGCCCAUUUUUUUCAAUGCUAGAUAAAUUUUAACUGACGAAUAACUUUCAAUAAUUGACAAAUCCAUAGUGAAAACUGUCGUCGAAUGUCAAUAUUAUUCUACAGUUAAAAAUUAACUGAUGAUUGAAAGAUUGACCCUUACAGAUAUAUGUCGCAGCCAACUAGCUUAAUUAUUACUUUACGUCCUGCGUGAGCGAUCUAGAAGCGAAUGUGGAGUGGUGCGACGCGGGGCGAAAACAACGAAACUUUCGAAACCUAUUGACAAUACGCCAAUGAGAUGCGGUGCGAAAUGACACGGACCCGAUCGGUUUGAAAUUUUCGCGUGAACUGUCGUAUAUGGAUGGGGUUUUUUUUUAAGGGGGGAAAAUCAUCGAAUGACUGGGGAAUCGCCUGGGUGAGG
This is a messenger RNA of Spodoptera litura, 6525 nucleotides long. RefSeq lists its product as uncharacterized. Gene Ontology annotation, cellular component: Ino80 complex. The record is from RefSeq and is a predicted model, not a curated record. Gene Ontology annotation, molecular function: protease binding. NCBI's taxonomy places the organism in Eukaryota, Metazoa, Arthropoda, Insecta, Lepidoptera, Noctuidae.